Messenger RNA from Bursaphelenchus xylophilus (pine wood nematode), 1474 nucleotides. The record is from the annotation of a GenBank genome assembly. NCBI's taxonomy places the organism in Eukaryota, Metazoa, Nematoda, Chromadorea, Rhabditida, Aphelenchoididae.
AUGUUGUUAACAGAAGUUCUUUUUCAUUUUGGAGUCAUCUUAUCCCAAAAGGGUUAUUUCCCAGAUGGAUUUAACCCCGAUACUAUAAAUACAGUUGAGUUGACGCAUAACCGAACGCACGUUUUUGCCAAUGAGUCAUCGUAUCGCGUUGGAGAUGAAGGGGUUGAGUAUCUGAAGUGGGUUUAAACUUGAUGAUGGGCAUUUAUGAUGAAUAUUCAGUUCAACGGUUGAGGUUUUCCCAUUGCCAGCGUUGGAUGAUGAUGGAACGAAGCAGUAUGACAUUCAGCUGUUCUUUUCGUUGGAGAAUCAGACAAGGGAGUAUGGAUUCUUGAUCAGAGAAGAAGUUAAUGAUACGUAAGGUUUGAUUACAGGGCUGUGAUCAGCCUGUCGGGAAAAUAAUAAGGACUUGUCGCGCUUUGGAAUCGUCCUUUGUCGCUUUGCCAUAGCUAGAGAUUUGAUGCGCGACUGCACAAAUUUUGCGAUGAAACAUUUUGCUGCAACAAGUCCUCACUAUUUUCUAUUCUUUUGUCGUUUCAGCGCCAUUUUCGGCACUCUAAAUCCACUCAAAACAGAGGUCUGGAACAAAGAGCUAAACCAGCGACCUCCUUCCAGUUACUGGCGGGCUGACUUCUAUGAAAAGAACAUCAUCUUUCAUCGACGCCAUGGCGGAUUUGAAGUACGCUUUGAAGAAGAUCUCGGAAAUUCGAACAAACAUUUGUACCGAGUUGAUGGCGAGAAGGUAGAUCAAUGAAUUCAUAAUUCUCUAGUUUUAGGAGGCCGAUCUCACAUAUAAAUCUUCGUAUAUUCGACACGACGACGACUUUAUUUUUUCCCAAAAAGACGAUGGGGUUGACUGUGGAUUGGCAACGAUGGCGUUGGUGGCAGAAAUGUCCUGCGGUGUCCAGUCUUUCUACUUGUAUAAAAAGUUAGAGGCUGAUGGAGAAGAGAGGUUCAGUCAGUUCUUUCAUGCGGUAAGAAUUCAUUUUAACCUUUUUAGCAAGACAAGUACCUGUCCCUUUUUGAAAACUUAAUUUACAAGGGAAGUACUCAAUGUGCUACGCUCAGAUUUUGAUGAAAAUUGGCAUAAAUUUACAAUAGAUUAAAGCUUUCAAAGCAUGUGUGAAGAAGGAAAUGCGAACGUCCUCUUUGAGCCUUGCUUUAUCAAUAAAAAUCUUGUUUCAAGCGAUUGCUUUUAAAUCUACUAUUUCAGCGACUAAUCGAAAUGAUGACGGAACAAAUUCACGAUCCCAAUCUUCAAGCGCACCUCGACAAUCUUUACAUACAGUUUGGCCAAACCUCUGUUACUAGUAGCCCUCUAAUUGUAAGUUCGGUCGUCUUAUUAGCGGCGGCCUCUCUGAUUAUCCUGCUUAUUGCUCUGAUUAUUCGUUUUGGAAGGUCCAUAGAGCGAGACGAGAUUGCCCAUGCCGACAUCGUUCUACAAGAACGCCGGAAAAUUGAAGAGACCGAUGACUAA